This is a messenger RNA of Hordeum vulgare subsp. vulgare (domesticated barley), 1089 nucleotides long. Its product is annotated as mitochondrial import inner membrane translocase subunit TIM23-1-like. Bases 127 to 711 code for a protein of 194 amino acids. NCBI's taxonomy places the organism in Eukaryota, Viridiplantae, Streptophyta, Magnoliopsida, Poales, Poaceae. Gene Ontology annotation, biological process: protein import into mitochondrial matrix. Gene Ontology annotation, cellular component: mitochondrial inner membrane; TIM23 mitochondrial import inner membrane translocase complex. The record is from RefSeq and is a predicted model, not a curated record. Gene Ontology annotation, molecular function: transmembrane protein transporter activity. The transcript has a single exon.
AAUGGUGGCUUCUUAAAGCGGCAAAGCUACGCGCAAGAAAUAGGCCAAUUCGGCAGCUCAUUUCCUCCGACCCCCGCGUCUGCCGCCGACCACACACCAAACCCUAACCCUACCACCGCCGCCGCCAUGGCCGACCCACGGGUGUUCCCAUCGGGAUCAAACGGCCCGGAAGACCACGCCCCCGGCCGCCGGAAGUACAACCCCUACCAGGACCUCAACAUGCCCUACAACUACAAGAACCUCUACGACCUCCCCACCUCGCCGGAGUUCCUCUUCGAGGAGGAGUCCGCGGUGCAGCGCCGAUCCUGGGGCGAGAACCUCACGUACUACACGGGCAUCGGGUACCUCUCUGGCGCCGUGGGUGGCGCCGCCCUCGGCCUCCGCGACGCCGCCGCCGGCGCGGAGCCCGGGGAGACCGCCAAGAUCCGCGCCAACCGCUUGCUCAACGCCUGCGGCAGCUCCGGCCGACGUUACGGCAACAGGCUCGGGGUCAUUGGGCUGAUGUACGCCGGGAUGGAGAGCGGCAUGGUCGCGGCGCGCGACCAAGACGACUGGAUCAAUAGCGUCGCCGCCGGGCUCGGCACCGGCGCACUCUUCCGCGCCGCUAACGGUCCACGGUCUGCCGCCGUCGCGGGCGCCGUCGGCGGGGUCCUUGCUGCCGCCGCCUUGGCCGGGAAGCAGUUUGCGAAGCGAUACGUGCAGGCGAUAUGAAUCUCUCCUGUUCACUCAGAUCAAUUGAUCAGAUCAGUCAGUCGCCAGUAAUGAAUUUUUGUUUGUUCUCCAGCUUCUCUGCUCCACUAGAGAAUGCAUAAUAUUUAUGCUAUGUUAGUCGCAUUUACACAAUCAGAAUGCCGAAUUUUGGCUUUGUUGCAACGUAAUAGCAGGUGGGAUGCCAGCAUAACCCUCUGAUCCAAAAUAAGUGUCGUGGUCUUGAACUAACCCAGUUUAAAGCUGGGACGCUUAUUAUUGUUCGGAGGUGGUACAUUUUUCGGGUGUUGCUGAGCAGUAAGAGUUGAUCCGAGAUUUUGCAACGAUUACAGUUGUGAAACAUGGUACAGUAUUUGGUAACAAUGUUAUUUAGUUUGAUGA